GGCUAAUGCCAGCGAGCUAAGCUAACCCAAACAUGGCUGAGGAUGAUCUGGACGAGCUGCUGGAUGAAAUAGAAAAGAAGUUUUGUCGAAAUGUUUCUGUCUCGUGUUCAGGUCGAGGAGACGCGAACGAGGCCGGAAAAUACGAGAAAGACAAAGAAAGGCCGAUAAAACAAAGUGCGGCUAAACCUGAGAAACCGAUAAGCAGCAUCACUGAAGAUAUUGACGCCCUCCUGGAGGAACUGCUGGAGGAAGACUGUAGUGAUUCCUUAAAACCAAAGACUGAAGAGUUCUCUAAAGGACCACAAGUGGAGAAGAAGCUGUCAUCUCAGUCUGGAGGGAGGAAGUGCUGUCCUGUUUUCGUUGGCGGGAGCUCCGUCACAAAUGGUGUAGGAACAGCCACAUCCAAGAGGUCAUGUGACCAGCUGAGGUGUACUUCCUGUGACUUCCGGGUGCUGAUGUUCGAUGACUGUGAGUGGGACUCGUCAUGUGAUUACCUGUUCCUCAGGAACAACAUGCCGGACCACCAGAAGCUCCGAGCCAAGCUGAAGAGGCGUAGAGGUUUACGAUCGUACGCCUGCCAGUGCAGCUGGUUCUCAGCGCUGCAGCCGACGGACCUCCGAGACAAACCUCAGCUCCGAUGGGUUUGUGCUAAACAUCUGGACUGAUGUUUGUCUCAUCACUAUGGUAACAAGCCAAAGCACACGUGUUACUUUCUCUCUCUCUUCUUGUGGACUUUCUGGACUUAAACACCUGCAGUCAGACUGAGUUAACGGGAGGUUUUAACCCUCUGCACCUUUUAAUCAUCGUGGUCGUCAGCACUGAUUACAAUAAACAGCAUCAUGAAUAACGGCUUUGUUAUCUCCUGAAAUGAGUUACGUAAUGUUUUGUAAAUGUCAGACA
Molecule: messenger RNA, 900 nt
Organism: Scomber japonicus (chub mackerel)
Lineage: Eukaryota; Metazoa; Chordata; Actinopteri; Scombriformes; Scombridae
Gene: cfap418
Product: cilia and flagella associated protein 418
Exons: 6
Coding region: 33-665 (210 amino acids)
Cellular component (GO): cytosol
Source: RefSeq, a predicted model, not a curated record